Oncorhynchus masou masou (cherry salmon) is the source of this 1884-nucleotide messenger RNA. Its product is annotated as receptor-transporting protein 3-like. NCBI's taxonomy places the organism in Eukaryota, Metazoa, Chordata, Actinopteri, Salmoniformes, Salmonidae. The record is from RefSeq and is a predicted model, not a curated record. Gene Ontology annotation, biological process: protein targeting to membrane; protein insertion into membrane. Gene Ontology annotation, molecular function: olfactory receptor binding. The transcript has 2 exons. The coding region runs from base 109 to 612 and encodes 167 amino acids.
AGCUAUUUGCAUAACUGCCAGGUCAUUCUUAGCUACAGUAUAAGUGUGUGUGAAGAAGAAGGAUAACAACAACAAGUCAAAGGGUUUGGCUACUUCACCAAAAGAGCAAUGACUAACCAAGAAUGGAUUAGGAUUUUUCAAUCAAAGGUCAAUAAUCUGAAGAGGAAUAAGAGAGACCGCUGGCGUAUCGAGUUCGAUGAAUCCAUUAAGGCAGACAAUGUGAAAUUUGGCUGGCAUCAGUACAUCAGUGGGGCAUUUGGAAGGUUCAAGUGCUCCAAGUGUAACAGAAAUUGGUCCUCUGGCCGGGUGAAUGUGGUGUUUCACAUGCAUCUAUCGUCAGGGCAGGGAAUGGUGAAAGUGCGAUGUUUGCGUCAGGAAUGCAGGCAAUGUGACGGCGCACUUAUGGAGGAGGCCAGUUUCGAUGAGGAGAAACUCGAAGUCCUACUGGAGAAACUGAUGGAGAAGAUUCGUGUCAAGUGCUACCGCGAGAACCUGGGCAAGAGAAACAGACGUGAUUUCGAUGACGAAGACGAUGAAGGUCCCCCCCAUGAGAGUGCCCAUUGCGAAGCUUGCAGUAUGGGCCUUUGCACAAAGCGUUUUAAAGCCCGGUAGAAUAUGGUAGAAAUAGACUGGUAUACGCCCUAAUACACUUUUUUUUAUAAUAUUUCUCUUUGUUUACUUGUCUAUAUCUAGUGGUCAUUGGGUACACCCUAAUGUCUGAUUGCUAAAGCUAUUUGUUGAUUAAAUAAAUGCAGUGAGACACUGGUGGAACUGGUGGAAGAUAAGUGUGGCUGCACAGGGCACAACGAAAGUGGAAUAAGAGCCUCAGCAACGUGAGAUUAGAGAGGUAGAGAAGGUUCCUCAGCUAUGUGGGGUUAAAGAGGUAGAGAAGGUUCCUCAGCUAUGUAAGGUUAGAGAAGUAGAGAAGGUUCCUCAGCUAUGUAAGGUUAGAGAAGUAGAGAAGGUUCCUCAGCUAUGUGGGGUUAGAAAGGUAGAGAAGGUUCCUCAGCUAUGUAAGGUUAGAGAAGUAGAGAAGGUUCCUCAGCUAUGUAAGGUUAGAGAAGUAGAGAAGGUUCCUCAGCUAUGUGGGGUUAGAGAGGUAGAGAAGGUUCCUCAGCUAUGUGAGGUUAGAGAAGUAGAGAAAGUAGAGAAGGUUCCUCAGCUAUGUGAGGUUAGAGAAGUAGAGAAGGUUCCUCAGCUAUGUGAGGUUAGAGAAGUAGAGAAGGUUCCUCAGCUAUGUGAGGUUAGAGAAGUAGAGAAGGUUCCUCAGCUAUGUGAGGUUAGAGAGGUAGAGAAGGUUCCUCAGCUAUGUGGGGUUAGAGAGAUAGAGAAGGUUCCUCAGCUAUGUGGGGUUAGAGAGGUAGAGAAGGUUCCUCAGCUAUGUGAGGUUAAAGAAGUAGAGAAGGUUCCUCAGCUAUGUGGGGUUAGAGAGGUAGAGAAGGUUCCUCAGCUAUGUGAGGUUAGAGAAGUAGAGAAGGUUCCUCUACUUGUGAUUCAUUUGAAGAGGAAAUGGAUUGCCUUUAUUUUGCAGCUGUUCCAGUGUGUGUACAAACAAUGUGUCACGUCCUGACCUUAGUUCCUUUAUGUCUCUAUUUUGGUUUGGUCAGGGUGUGAGUUGGGGUGGGCAUUCUAUGUGUUUUUUCUAUGUUUUCUAUUUCUAUGUAUUUGGCCUGGUAUGGUUCCCGAGGCAGCUGUCAAUCGUUGUCUCUGAUUGAGAACCAUACUUAGGUAGCCUUUUCCCACCUGUGUUUUGUGGGUAAUUAUUUUCCGUGUGUGUUCGUGUGCACCUCGGGUUGUGUCACAGUCUUUUUUUUCUUUUUUCUGUUUACCUGUUUGUUUCUUCGUUGUUUCGGUGUCACUUUCAUUAAAAAAUGUGGAACUACA